Messenger RNA from Labrus bergylta (ballan wrasse), 1415 nucleotides. The record is from RefSeq and is a predicted model, not a curated record. Lineage: Eukaryota; Metazoa; Chordata; Actinopteri; Labriformes; Labridae.
GCCUAGGCUCCGCCCACUUCCGGCAGCUUGUUCACUUAAAAAGCCUCUUGUGAGUGGAGAUUCUCGAUCAGUGUGAUUGGUGAGGUUGUGAGGACGACAUGGACACACUUCAGGUGAGCCUGGCAUGUCUGCUGCUGAAGAUGAACUUUCACCCUGUCACUGCCCAUGUGGUGGUGUGGAUCGUGCCAAACUGCCAACUGUGUCCACAAGGUAACUUUGUGAGGCAGAACUGUACGAUCCUUAACAUGAAGUCAAUUGGAACACAGUGUGCUCCAUGUACAAACUGCUCAGCGGCUGAUCAGGAAACUGUGAUCGGGUGUUCGGCGUUCGCUGAUUCUGUGUGUCGAAACAAGAGCGCUGCUGUGGCCACUCCAUCGUGCAGACCUCCUGAACCUGCAGCCUCCACCUUGAACAAGAGGAUCCUCCUUCCUAUCAUAGGUCUCUCUGUGUUAUUGGUUUUGCUGCUCGGAUUGGUUCUGACCCGGCUGUCCUGCCGAUGCAACAAUUACAACAAUAUCAAAGGUAACAAGCCCCUCCCACGACUACCAAGCCCCUCCUGCUACUGCCAAGCCCCUCCCACUACACCAAAGCCCCUCCAACAAUUGACAAGCCCUCCACACUGCUUGACAAGCCACUCCCACUAUCUGACACACCUGUUGUUCCUUCAUAGGUCUGGAUCUGCUGUAACUGAUCAGAUCCAGAAUGAGGGUCUCUAUGGGUCCAGGGUCUCCAGGUGAAAACCAGCACAGAUUCAGUCUACAUGUAGUUAAGUUUUAUUCCAGCUGUGGUCUAGCUUCCAGUCCAGGGUGCACCUAGCCUCUUGCCCAAUGAAAGGAGGAGCAGUUUAGAUGUAGUCCAGCUGUAGUCCAGGAGCAGUUUAGAUGUAGUCCAGCUGUAGUCCAGGAGCAGUUUAGGUGCAGUCCAGGUGUAGUCCAGGAGCAGUUUAGGUGCAGUCCAGGUGUAGUCCAGGAGCAGUUUAGGUGUAGUCCAGGUGUAGUCCAGCUGUAGUCCAGGAGCAGUUUAGGUGUAGUCCAGGAGCAGUUUAGGUGCAGUCCAGCUGUAGUCCAGGAGCAGUUUAGGUGUAGUCCAGGAGCAGUUUAGGUGCAGUCCAGCUGUAGUCCAGGAGCAGUUUAGGUGUAGGCCAGAUGUUGUUAAGGUGUAGUCAAGGUAGAGUCCAGGUGUAGUCCAGGUAGAGUCCAGGUGUAGUCAAGGUAGAGUCCAGGUGUAGUCCAGGUAGAGUCCAGGUGUAGUCAAGGUAGAGUCCAGGUGUAGUCCAGGUAGAGUCCAGGUGUAGUCCAGGUGUAGUCCAGGUAGAGUCCAGGUGUAGAUCAGAGUAGUUUAGGUUAAGUUCAGCAUUCACUAUAUUGCCCCCCUUUUUCAUCCAAUCAAAAUGAAGAACAGCCACUCACCUGUGU